AUGAAGCGUCCUUUGAUAUUUACUGGCAACUGGAAUAAGCAGUUGGUCAACGACAUUUGUACGCUAGCUGGAACGCCUCUGGGAAAGGCUAAUGUGUCCACCUUCUCUGAUGGUGAAAUAAAUGUGGACCUACAAGAACAGCUGCAUGGUGCAAAUGUGGUGUUCAUUCAAUCUACAUCACCACCUGCUAACAAUCUGCUGGAGCUGUUAUUCAUGAUUGCCGCUGCCAGCAGAUCAGGUGCCAAACAUAUCACGGCAAUUAUACCGUAUUUCGGAUAUUCAAGGCAUGAUAGGAAAACGUCUAAUGGCUCUAACAUAUCAGCGAGUGAUGUCGCUCGAAUGUUGGAACUCGUUGGUGUUAAUCGCGUAAUAUCUUUCGACCUCCACAGUGCAAUGUGCCAGGGAUUCUUUGGUCCGAGGGUACAGGUGGAUAACAUAAAUGUUCACCGUCUAUUUUUAGAACACUUGAGUGGAUUAGAGAAAGUGGCGAUCGUUUCCGCCGAUGCUGGUGCUUAUUCAAGAUCUGUUCAUUUCCUUAAUAUGCUCGCAAACGCGUACCCGUCGUACGACAUCUCUUCGGCUAUGAUAUUUAAACAACGGCUAACAGCUAACCAAGUAGCUGAUGCAAAACUUUGCGGCACAGUGGAAGGGAGGACUGCAAUCAUAGUGGAUGAUAUAGUGGAUACAGCGGGGACACUCUGCAAGGCGGCAGAACUUUUGAUAGCUAACGGGGCUGCUAGUGUGUUCGCGGUAAUCACGCACGGAAUAUUCUCAGGAUCUGCACUGCACAAAAUUAGGUCCUCCUGCAUAAAGCGGAUUAUAACCACUGACAGUAUUCGUCAUAACGAAACGAUCCUUCGUGAACCCAAGAUACAGAUUGUCUCCCUCUGCCCAGAAAUCGCUAAUAUUAUCGCAAAUGUUUGA
Babesia bigemina is the source of this 924-nucleotide messenger RNA. RefSeq names its product ribose-phosphate pyrophosphokinase, putative. Gene Ontology annotation, biological process: 5-phosphoribose 1-diphosphate biosynthetic process; purine nucleotide biosynthetic process. The transcript is spliced from 2 exons. Bases 1 to 924 code for a protein of 307 amino acids. NCBI's taxonomy places the organism in Eukaryota, Apicomplexa, Aconoidasida, Piroplasmida, Babesiidae. The record is from RefSeq and is a predicted model, not a curated record. Gene Ontology annotation, cellular component: ribose phosphate diphosphokinase complex; cytoplasm. Gene Ontology annotation, molecular function: magnesium ion binding; ribose phosphate diphosphokinase activity.